Lodderomyces jiufengensis is the source of this 2517-nucleotide messenger RNA. RefSeq lists its product as uncharacterized. Lineage: Eukaryota; Fungi; Ascomycota; Pichiomycetes; Serinales; Debaryomycetaceae. The transcript has a single exon. Gene Ontology annotation, cellular component: XPC complex; nucleotide-excision repair factor 2 complex; cytoplasm. Gene Ontology annotation, molecular function: damaged DNA binding; single-stranded DNA binding. The coding region runs from base 1 to 2517 and encodes 838 amino acids. Gene Ontology annotation, biological process: nucleotide-excision repair; mismatch repair. The record is from RefSeq and is a predicted model, not a curated record.
AUGGUUGACUUUCCUAGUUUACAACAUAAACAGUUAUUUAAGGAAAAUAGACACAAUCAAACUAAUGGAAAUGUGGAUUCAGAGGAAAGACCAUUAAAAAGAAGGAAAAAAGAACUGCCAGAAGUUAUUGUCAUAAGUGAUGAAAGUGAAGUCCAUGAAGUAAACGAAAUUGAUGAAAAUUCAGAUGAUUCAGAUGAUUUUGAAGACGUGAAUUUAAGUGCGCAAGAGAAUAAAGUAGAAACAAAUAAGAUUCAUAAUUCAGACGACGAUUCAGAUGAUUUCGAAGAUGUCGAAUUUGACGUUUCAAACGCGUCAUAUGACUUAAAUCAACCAAAACCAGUUCAAGAUGAUAUUUUAUCCAUCCAAAUACAAUCAAAAGAUGAAGAGUCACCUCAGAAGAAGAAAAAAGUGAAAUUCGUAACAAAUGAAGAAAGACAUAGAAGAGUAUUGAUACAUAAAUUGUAUCUUAUUAUGUUAAUCGUUCAUGGAACCAUUAGAAGUUCAUGGUGUAAUGAUAAAGAAAUUGGUAAACACUUGAAAAAUGCUUGUGUAACUCCUCAGAUAUCAGAACUUCUCAAAGACGAUAACUCUCUGGAUAUGGUCAGAUCACGAAGGUUAUUAGAUGGUUUAAAAAAAUUAAUGACUAUAUAUCUCUCAAAAUAUAGAAUUACAUCUCAAGGUUUAAUUCGAAAAAAUUGGAAGGAAUUAGAAAUUGUUCAAGAUGCUGCAGAAGUUGUGACUAAAAAGAAAUUUAAAAAAUUGGUAACUAAUUUUAGGGGGAGUCGAGAUGUAGCUGCUCAAGGUUUUGUUGCAUUAUUAAGAGCAUUAGGUUUGAAUGCAAGAUUAGUGUUGUCGUUACAACCACCUGAUUAUACACUUAUAACGGAAAAUGACACUAACGAAGAUAAAGGACAUGGGAGGAAAUUAAGUCUAGAGGACUCAAAUUACCCAAUAUUUUGGAUUGAAGUUUGGGAUAAAUUUGGUAAAAAAUGGAUAAGUAUUGAUCCAAUAGUUUUAAAGUCAAUUGAAGUUUGUCCGAAGAGAAAAAAGUCAGCUUUUGAACCUCCUAGUACUGAUGAAAGAAAUCAACUAUUAUAUGCUAUUGCAUUUGACAAAUUUGGAAGGGUAAGAGAUGUAACUAGAAGAUAUUCGUUUAAUUAUAAUGCAAGAACUAUAAGAAAAAGAAUAGAAUUUAGAUCCAGUGAUGAUAAGGAAUGGUACUAUAGUAUAUUGACCAGCUGUGAGAAAAAGAAAUCCAAAAGUGUUCCAGAUAUAUAUGAACUGAAAGAAUUUCAUGAACGAGAUUUAGCAGAGGGUAUGCCGAAUAAUAUUCAAGCAUUUAAAGAUCAUCCAUUAUAUGCAUUAGAAUCACAAUUAAGACAAAACGAAGUUAUUCACCCAAAAGAUCGAUCAAGUGUUUAUGGAAUGUUUAGACCUAAAAAUCAUUCAACAAAAUUGAUUGAAGUUUAUAAGAGAUCAAAUGUAUAUAGACUAAGGUCAGCAAGAGCUUGGUAUAUGAGAGGAAGAGUCUUGAAAAUUGGGGCUGUUGCAUUGAAAGCUAAGAAGGGAAACAACAUUGAAGAAGGAGAAGAUGUUAGAUUGUAUGCUGAAUUUCAAACUAAAUUAUUUAUACCGCUAAGAAUUGAACAAGGUAAGAUUCCCAAAAAUCAAUAUGGUAAUAUAGAUAUAUAUACCAAGACAAUGAUACCUGAAAACGGAUCGUUAAUUGAGGUAAAUGACCUGGUGAAUAUGAAAUUGUUAAUUAGAUGCGCUACAUUAUUAGGUAUAGAUUUUGCCAAAGCUAUAACAUCAUUUGAUUUUAAACAAAAAGGAAGGCACGCGCCAAACGCAAAAGAAGGUGGUAUAGUCGUUUUGAAAGAUCAUGAAGAGGCAAUGAGAAUUACAAUUCAACAUUUGUUAGAAGAGAAAGAAGAGCAAAGACGUUUAAUGGUUGAAAUAAAUGCUCUACAAAAUUGGAGAUAUUUCUUAUUAAAGUUAAGAUUAAAUCAAAGGUUGAACAGAACACAUGGUAAAAUUGAUGGAGAAGUAGAUGAUGAUGAAGAUGAAGAUGUGGAAUUAGUAGGUAAUGAAUUUGCAGAAAACGAAGAGGCUGAGUAUGAAGAUGGUGGUUUCAUGGCUGAUAGUGCUCCAGUCUACAGUGGUCAGAAUAUCAGUGACGAUGAAGAUGAUGACGAUGGUUUUGGUGGUGGGUUUAUUGUGUCAGAUAAUGAGGAAGUUGGAUCAGAAGUUAAUGAAGAUAAAAUUGAAAUAGAAGAUACUGAUACAAAGUCAAAACGAGAGGCGAGAAGAACUAGAACUACUUCACCAAAAUAUACAGAUGAGCAAUUUGAAGUAGUAGUAGAUGAUGAUGACGAUGAUGAAAUGAAAUCCAAGAAUCAAAUAAUUUAUUCCGAUAGUUCUGGUUCAGAAGCUGAAUAUGUUGACGAUGAAAAUGUUGAAGAAGGUAAGGACGACGAAGAAGAAGAAGGUUUAGAAUUUGAUUAUGAAAGUGAAUAG